Mya arenaria is the source of this 2117-nucleotide messenger RNA. RefSeq lists its product as uncharacterized. Gene Ontology annotation, biological process: negative regulation of translation; negative regulation of ribosome biogenesis. Gene Ontology annotation, cellular component: mitochondrion. The transcript is spliced from 6 exons. Bases 16 to 2046 code for a protein of 676 amino acids. NCBI's taxonomy places the organism in Eukaryota, Metazoa, Mollusca, Bivalvia, Myida, Myidae. Gene Ontology annotation, molecular function: ribosomal large subunit binding. The record is from RefSeq and is a predicted model, not a curated record.
UUGUUUUGUUUUAAAAUGCAGGGGGAGGGGGGUGGAGGCUUGGUUAAAGGGGUGUGUCAAAACAAUGCACCCUGCUCCUGUGAACAGUGCACUGUUAGUGUACUGUUGAUGUCCUCUGUAGCAAUUUUCAAAAUAGAUGACUUUGUAAUUGUUUUGUUAAAAUAUCUUCAGUGGAAAAUGGCAUCUAUCAUAACUGGUUCGCAAAAGAUGAUGUAUUGUAGAAAGUUGUUCUUAUUAUCAAACCAGCCACUGAACAGAUACAGCUGUGUAAAAAAACCCAACAAAUAUGGAAAGGUUCUAUGGUCAAAGGGAAAUUCAGAAAGAUUACAUGGACAAUCAGCAGUGAUGCACUUUUCAGUUAGACAUAAUGCUUACAACCUUAGAAAUAGCUUUUAUGUCCUUCAGUGUAGCAAAUAUUCUUCUAAUUCUGAUUCAUCAGAUUUUAAAGAUGACACUCUUGUGAAAUCUUGGGUUAAACAGAUGAGAGAGGACUUUGACCAUGAAGCAAAGGCAUGUGGUGUUAAUGUUGAUGCUGAUGCUGAUCAAAAAUUCAUAAAUGAAGCUAAGGAAAGAUUAGAAGCAGAAAGUGUUGAACAAGGUGAUUCUGAACAAUUGGAAAAACUUGGUUACACUACUGAAGAAUAUUUAGCAAUGUUGAAAGAUACUAGCAUGUCGUCUGGCCAAGGUUUGAAUCCAAGUGAUGGGGAUGAAGAAAAUGAUGAUUUGUGCAGUGACUCAUCCAGCAGUGACAGUGAUAGUGACAAUGAAAGUAGUAGUAGUAGUAGUAGUGAUGAUGAUGACAAUGAUCAAAAUGAUGGUGAUGUUAACAACUCAUCAAAAGUCAGUCCAGGAACUAGAAAUAGUAGGUCUGGAAAAAUAUCUGUCAGUGAGAGUAAAGGAAUCAACAGUAAAGACUCUGUAAACUUUCUUGAUCAAUAUAAUGAGACUAAUGAAAGUGAAAUAAAUAAUAAAUUACAAUUGGAAUCUGAUGAAGAUGUUAUUAUCCUUAAUAGAGGUGAUGGAGUUGUACGAUAUGUUGAGAGAACUGCUGACAGUCACAAGGGAAAUAACAUGUAUGCUGAAAUUGAGGAUAAAAUCGUUGAUGACAUUGAUGAUUUUGAUGUCGGAGAGUCACAAUAUGCUGAUGGAACAGAGCAUGGAGAUUCUUAUGUUACCCUCAUCAAUGAUGAUGAAGAAUAUGAUGGAGAUGUUAUAGAUGUGUCUCAAGUUUCAGUCGACAGAAAUGCUCCAGCAGUGAUUCAAUCUGAAGAAAACCAUCUGUGGUCAGAACUGGAGAUUGAAGACUUUGUGAACAUUGCUCCAGCUGAAUCAGCAGUGGAGCCAGCUUGGAUCCCACCAAUACCACUCACAAGGGGAAAGUCAGGAGUGUUUGACAUAGAAGAGCUGAUCACCCUGCUGGUAUCCAUCAACGCUAAAGAUCAUGUGACAAUACGUAUACCACCCGUGUACAGCUUUUCAGACUACAUGGUGAUAGUGAGUGCUAAAUCCAAGCGCCACCUUAAAGCCAUGACUGAGGACUUGAAAUGGACAUACAAGCAAAAACGAGGUUUGGGAGACAGGCGCUACCUGCGAGUGGAGGGGGCAGACUCUGACUGGGUCGCCAUGGAUAUAGGUAACAUAAUUGUGCACAUGUUUAUGCCUGACGAGCGAGAAAAGUAUGACCUGGAAACUCUAUGGACUGUUGGUGCAGAGUUUGAUCCUCAGUGUACAGUGGAGCGUGAUCCGUACACAUACACCACAAGUGAUCUACCUUGGCUGCAGGAACUUGAGGAUCAGCAAGGGACAAAUAACAUUGGGGCACACCAUGGGGAAAAACUGAAAAAGGAAAUUGGGGAACCCCGUGGAAAAAAGUUGGGUAAAAAGAACAAAAGAGCACCCCAUAUGGAAGUUGACGUUGGGGUACACCAUGGGGAAAUGAACAAUGAUACCCAUCAGACUGAGGAAAUCAUAGAUAAGCAAUCAAGUUCAAAUGAUUUUACAGUGAGGAACAUAAGGACACUUGGUGGGAGGAAAAAGUCCUGGUAAUGCAUGGCAUGUGAUAUUCCAUAUUUGGUAUGCAAAUUCAAUGAAAAAUAAAGUUAAACUUAAAAAUUGAA